Molecule: messenger RNA, 1200 nt
Organism: Striga hermonthica
Lineage: Eukaryota; Viridiplantae; Streptophyta; Magnoliopsida; Lamiales; Orobanchaceae
Source: the annotation of a GenBank genome assembly
AUGGUUCGCAGCGCGCUUUCUUCUUCUUCUUCUUUUCUUACCACGGCGCAUUGCUCACCGGGUGAGGACUAUACUGCUUCAGCUUCAGAAGGUGUGACUGUCUUGCCUCAAACGAGGCCCCUGGGAGGCCAUUCGGAGGCAGCAGAAACCGCAUUUCCGGGGCAAAACCAAGUCGUGGUGGUGGAAAAUGAAGCUGGCCCAUCCCACCAAAAAAGCUCUUUGGUUUUAAAUAAAAGUCUCGAAGCCUCAAUGCGGAAUCACAUUGCACGGCUCGAGCAAAGCAAGGAAUAUACCCGGUUACUGGAAUUCGAGAAUAGAGAUCUCCAGAUCCGGGAACUAAAACAGGACUGCUUGUCCUGUUUUCAACAGGUGCUUCUCCGCCACCCGGCCUUGGCGGACCAGGCCCCGUACCACCCACAAGAAGCGUUUGACGACUUCUUGGAUCAACGGCGGGAAGAGCUGGACAAAAAAGAGGCGGAAAUUCCCUUGGAGAUAGGGGCGAGUACUACACGAGCUUGUAAGUCCAAGUACGGAACGAGCCUUGUCUACGAAGCAGAGCACCCUCAUGAAGCUUGCUUCUGGCGAAGCUUAACGCACUAUGGCAGGAGAGCAAAAUGGGUGGACCCCAGGGAAGGGUUGAUAGGAGAAGUCCUCCCCGUCGUUUGGUUUGUGGGUGGUAUACUGGAUUGGUACCUCAUUGAGCUUCGCCCCUCCACCAGUAAGGGGGCUAAAAGCAAGGUGGUGAUUAAACGGCCUAUCGCCGCCUCUGACGUCGCUGCCCCCGUUACCCAUGCCCUUACGCGCAAAGAUCAUAACGAAUCGAGAUUUCAAAUUAGCUCCGGGAGAGCAGUUCACCCCAGAGGAAGAAAAACCGAAUCCGAAUCAACAAUUGAGAAAGCUACAAAAGCAAGGAGGCUUUCAGGGCGAAAGAUUAUUAUGAACAUAGAAUUGCAGUACAUGAAUCAUGAGUUUGAUGUUGAAUGGCGCACGGCGCCCCAUCUGACAAAUCCAUUGGACGACUGCCUUUUAUCUCUUUCCCUUCUCUUGGGCGAGCUUUCUCAAGCCAACCUCCAGCUCUUAGCUCUACGGAUGAUUAAGAAGGCAGAAUCACAGCGGGUGACUGCCGAGCAGCAGCACUGCUCGUCCUGGCAUAGCCGUAUGAUUUCUUCACAGAUUGUAUUGUCUCAUCCCGGCUUGUAA